AGUUCACGUACGAUUGGCUUUUAUUGUUAUCCAGUACUCUGGUUACAUCCAGCGAACGACUGCAACCGACACCACCGCUUACAAUCUGUCACGAUCUAGUGAAAUCCACGGGUGAAAUCCUAGUACGUGUUAUCCUCGUUGUAGUCUGUCGAUGGCGUACUGGCAACAGGCGGAAUGGAUAUGUAAAGUGUAUACCACUUGACGCUAAUGACAGUGCACGUAAAAAUCACGUGACCAUGACGUCGGGUUCUCUCUCUAAAAGUGUUGGGAAGAAAUUAUUUCAGUUUUCUUCUCGGAAGAUGAUUUUACCUAGGAUUCGCAGAAUGUAUAAAUACGGAAUUGUCAUAACGUUAGUUCUCGUAUUCGUUGGUUUGCUAAUGCAGUUCCGUGCAGAGGGAACCAUAACAGCUAAUGGCGUCAUGAUGUCGGCUAUAAGAGGCGAAAGAUCUAGACUGUCGGCUAUAAGAGGCGAAAGAUCUAGACUGUCGCCUAGGACGACAACCCUGACACCUACCGGAACAACACAGGCAGAUGCACGUCUAAACGGUCCCGUGUUUGUAAAUCCCCAUCCGUUUCGUUAUCUUCUGAAUCCCGAGACAUUUUGCGCCAGAAAAGAUAUCUUCAUUAUAACAUACGUUCAUAGUACACCGGAUAGGUUCGAGAAACGAGCCGUGAUCAGACAGACAUGGGGAAAGUGGAAAUAUUUGAACAAGACAAUCCUCGUGGUGUUUAUAAUGGGACAGGUCGCAGACAUAGGGGUGAUGGCGUCGUUGAGGAUAGAGUCAGGUAUCCAUGGCGACAUAGUCCAGGAGGAUUUCGUCGACAGUUAUUAUAACUUGACCUACAAGGCGAUCGCUGGAUUGAAGUGGGUGUCCACGUUCUGUAGACAAGCUGUGUAUGUUUUAAAAACAGACGAUGAUAUUUUUGUUAAUUUUUAUGUACUUAUGAGAUAUAUACUGUCAAAUUUUGGAUUACCCUACGAAAGUACCAGACAAAUUCUAUGUAAUCAGUAUGUAAAUGCAUCAGUGAAACGCGACAAACUUUCUAAAUGGUACAUGGCUAAAGAAGAUUUCUUAUCAGACCACUAUUUGGCAUACUGUUCCGGGUCGGCUUAUUUGAUGAUUGCUGACGUGACGCAGAGAUUGUAUGAGGUAUCUCUGAAUACUCCUUUCUUUUGGAUAGAUGAUUAUUACGUCACAGGUUUGCUUGCGCACAAACUGAACGUCGCGCGACAAAAGUACAACAGGGCUUACGUUCUCAAGCCUACAGCUUGGGUGAUUUCAAAAGCGUUAAAAAGUGGCAAAUACCAUGACUUUGUUUUCUUCCAUCUACCUAACACGGCCAUGAUGUACUCUCUAUGGGACACUGUGCUUGCAAUGGAAAGCAAUGCAACACGUGUCAAGAAUAUCGCAAACAUUAAUUCUGAUAUUCAGAACAUAUUUAAGAAUUCAACAGACGUCCUAGAACAAGUUCAGUUCCGCAUUAUAUAGAAACAAAAAGAAAAGUGUUUUGAAUAAGAAAUAUGUUACAUGUUUGUAUAUAAUUAUUUCAUCUUUCUGUUGAAAAACACACAAAUAAAUAAAUAAAAUGAAA
Molecule: messenger RNA, 1593 nt
Organism: Gigantopelta aegis
Lineage: Eukaryota; Metazoa; Mollusca; Gastropoda; Neomphalida; Peltospiridae
Product: beta-1,3-galactosyltransferase 1-like
Exons: 2
Coding region: 237-1490 (417 amino acids)
Cellular component (GO): membrane
Molecular function (GO): hexosyltransferase activity
Source: RefSeq, a predicted model, not a curated record